UCUAAGUCGUCUGACGCGGGCAUUGUUAGUUGUGUCUUUGCGUACAAGCAACCAACAGCAAAGACACUUCGCCUAUCUAAUCAUGCCAACGUACCAACGUCUACAGCAGUAUGCCAUUGCCAUAAGCAUUAUCAGCAUCCUCUACAACGGGGCGGAAGGAGCAGUCUCUAUCGCCAUCGGAGCAGAGAGCUCUUCCCGUUCCCUUGUCUUUUUCGGCAUCCAGUCAGGCAUCGAGGUCGCCUCUGCUGCCAUCGUCGUUUGGCGUUUCCGACACAUUGCGAAGCCGGGCGAGGAAGAUACGAUCGAGUUGUCGCCUGUUAAUUUACGCGUCGAAAAACUGGGAACAUGGGGUAUCGGUAUCCUCAUUGCAAUCCUUGCACUCGCAACCGAGGUCACCGCCAUAGUCGGCCUCGUUCUACACUCCGAACCCGACUCGUCUAACGCGUCGCUCAUCGUUGCUGCAAGUGCUCUCGUCUUAAUGAUUAUCAUCUGGUUGCCCAAGCGCACUCUCGCAGUCCGUCUUAACAGCAGCACAAUGAUGGGCGAAGCGACCUGUUCGCUUUCCUGCAUCCAAAUUACCAUCGUCCUCUUCAUCGGAUCGCUCGUAUUCAGACUCUGGCAUGGCGGUUGGUGGGUUGACAGUGCGACAUCACUUAUCCUUGGUAUACUGUUUGCCCGCGAAGCAUGGAAGAUGCUCUCAUGGGUGCGAGACCCCGAAUUCAAUGGCGGGUGCUGCGGCGGAUGUGCUACCAAUGGGCCGAGAAUUGAGAAAGACGCAGAGCUCGUGGAGCAGUACCGCGACCUGUGCGAAUGCUGCUACGAAAAGGAAGAAUGCCGGAAAGCAGACGCAUGCAAGUGCUCAACGAGCUCGGAGGAAACGUUGCCGUGCUGUGUACCGAAAAAUCCAGACGGGGAUUUGUGCUGCACCCACGAGCUUCUGCAGGGCGCCCGUACACAAUCCCAACGGAACGCCAAGGAGAUCCACCAAAUGCCGGACGGCAAUGGCAAAGACGUGGUGGACACGUGCUGCAGCAAGGACGAAGUGAUACCGACCGAUCAAGAUUCCUGUUGCAACGUCAAGGUCAUCAACCAAACCACAGAAGCCAGUUCAGCUAGUGAGACUAAUAAGAAGCAGAGUAGCAGUUGCUGCCAGAAAGGUUGCUGCUAAAGCACAAAGAAGCAAAUAUACAAACGGUUUUCAAAGCUCCAGGCAAACUGUUUCUGGGCGUUGUUAACAUUGCCAUCUUUGAACGAUAGAUGUACCAGUCGAAAUCUGCAUGCAGUUACAGUUCAUGUUUAUAAUGUUCAUAUACUGCAUAUGAUACACAAUGCUGUACCCUUGAUUGAUUAGAAAAAAAUAAAC
Messenger RNA from Fomitiporia mediterranea MF3/22, 1363 nucleotides. RefSeq lists its product as uncharacterized. Gene Ontology annotation, cellular component: membrane. Gene Ontology annotation, molecular function: monoatomic cation transmembrane transporter activity. The record is from RefSeq and is a predicted model, not a curated record. Gene Ontology annotation, biological process: transmembrane transport; monoatomic cation transport. Lineage: Eukaryota; Fungi; Basidiomycota; Agaricomycetes; Hymenochaetales; Hymenochaetaceae. The coding region runs from base 83 to 1168 and encodes 361 amino acids. The transcript has 4 exons.